CAGAAACUUGAGUUCAGUAGUCCGUUCAUCUCCCAUCUGCCCACACAGCAGUAGCCUCAGUGGACAGGACAGCGAUGGAAAUUCAGGUUAUACUGAGUGUAGCGCUGGCGCUUUUGUCAACACAGGCGGAUAAGUGUAUGGAGGACCAACAGUGCUCAAACUGCUCACGUUCAACACAACACUGCAGUACAGAUUGCUUUUCUGGGUAUUUCGGCAUUAAAUGCAAGUUACCUUGUAGCCAGCAAUGCAUAAACAGUAAAUGUAACUUGACACGAGGUGGGAUUGGUAUAUGCUUAGACGGUUGUGUACCUGGUUUCUAUGGUACUCGAUGCAAUAUCCAGUGCACACUUCCGAAGGGAAACUGUACAAAAUGUCCUGGAGGAUGUGAUGGAACGUUCUGCCAUCUUACAUCAUCUUGUGUUUCUGGAUGCCAUGACCAAUACUAUGGGUCCAGCUGCAAGAAUUGUUCACCCAGAUGUCAACACUGUAACAGGAAGACAGGCAGAUGUGACGUGUGUCAUGAUCCAUAUCAUGGCCUGGACUGUGAAUACUCAUGUGCACAUUGUUCAACAACUGAUUGUGUACAAACAUGCGCACCUGGGUUGUAUGGACGGACAUGCUCAAAAAGAUGCAACGCUGCCUGUUUGUCUUAUCCUACCGCUAUUGCCAAUGAUACUCUGACAAGUAACAGUUUCCCCUCCUGCAUAUCUGAAUGUCAAAGAUAUAGUGGCGAGUGUAUCAAUGGUUGUGCAGAUGACUGGUCUGGUCCACACUGUUCCUCGCCAAUUAAAUGUAACCCAAACUGUUUGGGUUGCAAUGAGACGGGUGCCUGUAUUGACGGAUGUCCCUCUGGCUACUUUGGAGAUGACUGUAGGCCUUGUCCGAAGUCCUGUUUCAAUCACACAUGUUACCCAAACAACGGGUUGUGUGACAACGGGUGUAUCCAAGGACAAUAUGGACAAUCCUGUCAACUAUCCUGCAUCCACUGCCCGGGAGGUGCUUGUCAUCCUGGUACUGGGAUAUGCGUUGCCAUUCAGGGUGCCAUGAAUUAUGCAACCAUUGGAACAACCACUGCACUGAUUUUAGUCGUUGGAAUCAUUGCACUCGGGUGCAUUUUUUACUUCAAGAGAGUCGCUUCAAAGAGGGAUCGGCAAGCAGAUGAGUCCAUAUUGACACAGAGAUCAAGACAACUGGAAACAGGAGAUAACUACACAAUGCAUCAAUACGUGGAUAUAGACGAUUACGAUGAAGUAUCUCAGAGGCAAUGGCAGAAACAAGGACGGGAAGAGGAAGGAGCUUACGAUGAAGUAUUUCAGCUGCAUGGACAGCAACAAGGACCGACAGAGGAAGAAGACUACGAUGAAGUAUCUCAAACCCAUGAUCAGCAACAAGGACCGGCAGAGGAAGGAGACAACAGUGACCCUGCACUUCCUGCUUUGGCUGACAACUUUCCUGAGCCACAUGACAGUGAAUAUGAUGAUGGUAUUCCUGUACUACCUGUGUUGGCUGAUUACUUUCCCGGGGCACAGGAUGCAGAAGACAGCAAUGGUGGUGACACAUUACCUGAGUCAGCGCGUGGUUCCCAGUCAUACAUUCCCUUAAUGAGGGAUGUGUUUGUUGAUGAUGCGAGAACUGUAGUCACGUAUAUAUCCCCAACUGAAGACAACACAUAGAGUAGCAAUGGAAAAUACUUUAUGCCUGAAAUACCGAUACAUUAAAAUACGCACCUCUGUAACCUUUGUUUUACACACUGUCAGAGUGUUUUCAACAUAUGUUGACUACAUGAACAGGUCACCUAGUCACAUGCUGUAUCUUCACAGAAGGCUGGUGGUGAUUCAUCACCAUCCUAAGACCAGUAGCAUCUGUAGUUAAUGUCAUUAUGACCAGAGUGUUGGUCUGUGGUGUUCGACAACUAACAAACUCUUAAACUUGUGCGCAUGAUAUAGGGUCACGACUACCUCGCCAUGUUUGUUUUAUACGUCUAUCAUCGACAUUCUAUAACACAGCGCAUCAUGGCUCUGAUAUCCACGAGCCUCUGUUGUCUGUCUGGUGACAGGAAUACUAUUCUUUGUAAUGCUUUCCACAGGCAUCAUGAAGAUGAAGCUUGGGAGUAAAACAAUCAGACAAGUAGUGGACAUCCCCGUUGGAACUGUUUGCUACCACUUGCUGAACUCUUGCGCUAUGAAUAUCAAUCAGAAUUUAUGUUCGGAAGGCAAAAUCUAAACACAAUAAUUUGGCCAAUAGGUUUAACUGAAUCCUGAGGGAUAUUAAUGAUCUAAGACAUGGUCGAAAUCAUAUCUGCUCUGGAUGGAUAUUUCACGCCAACGUGAAAGGGUUUUAUCCAUUUUGUGUAUUUGUCGGUGAUCAUCGUCUGUGCUGAUUUAGCUGUCUUGUUAACUAUAUAGCCACCCUAUGAAAAUAAAACUGCAAACUGUCGCCAAUGCC
This is a messenger RNA of Haliotis rubra (blacklip abalone), 2445 nucleotides long. RefSeq names its product multiple epidermal growth factor-like domains protein 10. The transcript is spliced from 5 exons. NCBI's taxonomy places the organism in Eukaryota, Metazoa, Mollusca, Gastropoda, Lepetellida, Haliotidae. The record is from RefSeq and is a predicted model, not a curated record. The coding region runs from base 75 to 1673 and encodes 532 amino acids.